UCACCGUUUUAAAUGUUUUAAUUUAUUUUCUUAAGUCUCUGCGUGGUACCGAUGGACGGGUGUUAAUUAGUUAGAUAACGCAAUUUAGAUUAUAAAUUAUUAUUUUUAAUUUAAAUUUGGAAACAAAAAGAAACAUAUAUAAAAAAUGGCGGUGUCACUGUUAGGCAAGAUAAUAAUCACCAUUGUGGUACUGGGUGUCAUUGCUGGUAUGACAGUGACUAUAGUGCUGAUAGUGAAUGAUGAUAACAACGGAGACCCUGUAGAAGGGACCACAGAAGGCACCCAGGGUACUGAUGAGGACGGUGGAAUACCAGGCACAACACCGAGUCCCGGUGAUCACAUGCCCUAUGAAGUUGGCGUUGGUAUAGCCGAUAUGACGGGGCCUUGUGCUGAAAUAACCUUUAUGGGUUACGCAGAGCUAGGGCAGAGAGGAGAAGGCAUCCACCUUCGGCAGUACGCUCGCUCGUUCAUCUUCAAGAAGGGAGACACCAGGAUCGUGCUGGUCACCGCUGAGGUGCAAGCUGUCGGCAUUGCUGUUAGGCGAGAGGUCGUAAGGAAACUCCAAGAAGAAUACGGCGACAUCUACACUCUUAGGAAUGUCAUCAUCACAGGCACCCACACCCACAGCGCGCCUGGCGGGACUCUGGUGGACUUCAUCCUCGACAUUAGUAUCUUAGGAUUCUCCAGUGAGACCUUCAACGCUUAUGUUGACGGCAUCACCAGGGUAUGUGACGUUAUUAUCAUAACAUAAGCUGUGGAAUGUAUG
This is a messenger RNA of Pectinophora gossypiella (pink bollworm), 766 nucleotides long. RefSeq names its product neutral ceramidase-like. Gene Ontology annotation, cellular component: extracellular region. The transcript has 4 exons. Gene Ontology annotation, biological process: sphingosine biosynthetic process; ceramide catabolic process; long-chain fatty acid biosynthetic process. Bases 146 to 751 code for a protein of 201 amino acids. The record is from RefSeq and is a predicted model, not a curated record. Gene Ontology annotation, molecular function: N-acylsphingosine amidohydrolase activity. Lineage: Eukaryota; Metazoa; Arthropoda; Insecta; Lepidoptera; Gelechiidae.